Betta splendens (Siamese fighting fish) is the source of this 3271-nucleotide messenger RNA. It is a transcript of the gene dgkaa, whose product is annotated as diacylglycerol kinase, alpha a. Lineage: Eukaryota; Metazoa; Chordata; Actinopteri; Anabantiformes; Osphronemidae. The transcript has 24 exons. Gene Ontology annotation, biological process: lipid phosphorylation; intracellular signal transduction; diacylglycerol metabolic process. Bases 278 to 2476 code for a protein of 732 amino acids. Gene Ontology annotation, molecular function: ATP-dependent diacylglycerol kinase activity; calcium ion binding. The record is from RefSeq and is a predicted model, not a curated record. Gene Ontology annotation, cellular component: plasma membrane.
GUGUAACGGGCGUGCGUCGUUCGGCGGAGGGGACGCGGAGCAGAUGAGGCGGUGCUUGACGGGAGGGACCGUCUCACCCAGUCUCGGCUUUGCAGUAGUUCGCCGCUUCCACUCCGCCGGUCAAAGUUAACGGCCGCCUCGCUCCCCGGCGCCGAGCGGGAUUUUCGCUUUUUUUCCCCCGCGGAAUCAAAGGACCCGCAGCGGCGUGAAGCGAACGGGGGGGGUGGGAGCGACUCCCGCAAACAAACAACAGGCAGUUAGCGCAGAAGCAGGCACCAUGUCCACCCCCACAAACCCAGAGGUGAAGGAACUGAACCCUGUCGACUUUAUCCAGCUACAGCAGUACAUUGAAUAUUGCAGCUUGAAGGUGAAAGAUGUGCUGAGGGAAUUCGACGCAGAUGGCAGUCUGGCCCAGCACAGACACGGGGAGUGCAUCAACGAGGAAGGCUUCCGUCUGUUUUUGAAGACUUAUUUAGAAGUGGAGGACUUCCCUGUUGAUCUCUGCCAGCGACUCUUCCGCUCCUUCCAAAACUCUGAAGCCACCCAGGAAGACAGCGCCAAAGAGGUGUUUCUAAAGGAUGUUUCAUGUUACUUCUCUCUGCUGGAAGACGGCCAGCCCAGAGACAAACUGGAGUUUGCCUUUAAACUCUAUGACAGAGAUGGGAACGGUGUCCUUGACAGCUCGGAAGUGGAUAGGAUUAUUGCUCAGAUGAUGCACGCUGCAGAAUACCUCGGCUGGGACGUGUCAGAGCUAAGGCCGGUUCUGAGGGACAUGAUGACUGCGAUUGAUGCUGACAGCAGUGGAACAGUAUCUCUGGAUGAGUGGGUGGAGGGAGGCAUGAACAACGUCCCUUUGCUGGUCCUGCUGGGUCUGAAGAUGACGCAGUCGGACGGCCAGCACCUUUGGAGGAUGAAGCACUUCAACAAGCCCGUUUACUGCAACGUGUGCCAGAGCAUGCUGCUGGGCCUGAGGAAGCAGGGGCUGUGCUGCACUUGCUGCAAAUACACAGUCCAUGGACGCUGUGCUAACAGGAACCCCGCACCCUGCACUAGGACCUAUGUGAAGUCAAAGAAAGAAACCGGGGUUCCCGUGCAUGACUGGGUGAGUGGGAACUGUGAUGCUAGGAAGUGUGAUAAAUGCCAAAAGAAGAUCAAGAGCUACCAAGGCCUCACAGGCAAACACUGCGUGUGGUGCCACACAGAGCGGCACGAUCAGUGUGCAAACCAGGAACCAACAGAGUGCACCUGUGGGCCGCUCCGAGACCAUAUCCUGCCUCCAUGGGCCAUAUACCCCAUUAUAAAGGAGAGACCAAACAAUGUAAAGAACGGCUGCUCAGGUUCAUCAGAGGAGAGUGAGCUCAAUAUCACUCCUGAUGGACAAGUGCUUCAGAUCUGCCCGGUGCCAAACACCCAUCCUCUUCUAGUGUUUGUCAACCCCAAAAGUGGUGGGAAACAAGGGGAAAGAGUCCUGCGCAAAUUUCAGUAUUUACUGAAUCCACGGCAGGUAUACAACCUGUCGAAUGGUGGACCCGGACCAGGACUUAGCUUUUUCAGAAACCUGCAGGAUUACAGGAUCUUGGUGUGCGGGGGGGACGGCACGGUCGGCUGGAUUCUUGACGCAAUAGACAAGGCCAAUCUGGUGGUGCGGCCUCCGGUCGCCGUGCUUCCUCUGGGAACAGGAAACGAUCUUGCGCGAUGUCUACGAUGGGGUGGAGGGUACGACGGGGAGGAUCUGACUCGUAUCCUUAAGGACAUUGAAGGAAGCUCUCAGGUGCUGAUGGACCGCUGGAGUGUGCAGGUCAUCACAGAUGAGGAGAAGGAGAAGGGCGACCCAGUGCCCUACGAGAUCAUUAACAACUACUUCUCCAUUGGAGUUGACGCCUCUAUUGCCCACCGGUUUCACACAAUGAGGGAGAAACAUCCCCAGAAAUUCAACAGCAGGAUGAAGAACAAGCUGUGGUAUUUUGAAUUCGCCACUUCAGAAACCAUCUCGGCUUCCUGCAAGAAACUCAGCGAAAGUCUUACAAUGGAGUGCUGUGGUGCUCCUCUGGACCUCAGCGGCCUGUCUCUGGAGGGGGUUGCCGUCCUGAACAUUCCCAGCAUGCAUGGGGGCUCCAAUUUGUGGGGUGAGACCAAAAAAGUGGACACUAAGGGACUGACGAGCGUGGAGGAGCCCGAGGUGAUAGUCGACCCAGAAAUCCUGAAAGUCUCCUCCCAAGACCUCAGCGACCGUCGGUUAGAGGUGGUCGGUCUUGAAGGAGCCAUGGAGAUGGGACAGAUAUACACAGGCCUCAAGAGCGCAGUGCGGCUAGCCAAGACGUCACAGAUCACCAUCAGGACAAAAAAAGCAUUACCAAUGCAGAUAGAUGGAGAGCCCUGGAUGCAGCCUCCCUGCACGAUUCACAUCACACACAAGAAUCAAGCUAAGAUGCUGAUGGCUCCUCAGGCCAAACCUUCAGGCUUUUUCAAUAAAUAAACCCAACUGACGACAUGCACAUUAUAGUCUGUGUCUGAGGACCGACACUUUUCUAAAUACAAAGUGUUUGAAUGUUGUAGAAUAUCAGCAUCACAAAAGUCAAACUGAGGCAAACUGCUUCUGCAUCUCUGUAAUACAUUAACAAAGCAUGCCACUGUAUAAAUACAACCUGUGUAUUAGGAUAUGUUUGAAUUGUGACUAAAUGAAUUUGACCAAACUUUGUUUUAAUCUGUACUUAAAACUCUCGCUACCUGUGUCUCAAAAGCUUCACAGUGAGUGGUGUGCUGCUCUGUUGGAACUUAGAGUAAGGAUAAAGUAGUGUCAAUAGCACGUUUAAAGGAGAAUAUUUAGCUUAAUGUGCCUUUUAUCUUCUUAUUGGUUAUGGCUUAGGUAGAAUGGCAUACAGAGCACUGUGUAGGCAUGCACUUUGGAUAUAGACCAUGUAGUAUUCUUGUUUUCUUGUAGACAUAAUAUAAAAGUCACAUGUAUUUUAUUUUCAGCUUGGUACCAAGAGACAACUAAUGAGAUUACAUUUUUGAUUGUUGGCUGAGCUAGUGUUUGGUGCAUUUUCAUGCAUUCAAGAAGAUACUUGAAAGUGUUUGGAACAGUAUCAGGACAAUCAUUUCCAAAAUGGUUGCAUGUUGACCCACUGCAGCCACUCAGCUGUUUGUGUGUGUGUGUGUGUGUGUGUGUGUGUGUGUGUGUGUGUGUGUGUGUGUGUGUGUGUGUGUGUGUGUGUGUGUGUGUGUGUGUGAGAGAGAGAGAGAGAGAGAGAGAGAGAGAGAGAGAGAUUAA